UUUAUGUGCGGAUUAACUGCUGGCGGCGGGAGUAAUGGAAAUCUUAGGUGGAAAUUCUGAUAAUCGGUUUGCUUAAAGGCAUGGGUUUACGUUAAAAUAAAACCGCAAACAACAUAGGCAUUAGGCAAUGCCACCAUAUUGCCAUGCUCAUACUUGCAAAAAUAAUUCCCACCAAGUUUUUCUUCACCUUCCGACUUGUUCAAUUCCUUCCAAACCUCAAAUUCUCUUCGCUCGCCCUUACAAAUCAACUAAAGUUUCUGACCAAAGGAGCAUUUACCCCCCUGUUGCAAUCAUGUUCCUCGAAUCCAUCUCAGCUGAAACAAAUCCAUGCCCUCCUCCUCACAUCGGGCCUUUCCAUCAAGAACAGCCUCCUGACGCAUCUUCUCGCCAGCUUCAUAGCAUUGGGCGAUAUGUCGUACGCCCGUCAACUGUUCGAUGAAAUGCAUAAGCCCCGAGCUUUCUUGUGGAGCACACUGAUCAGAGGUUACGUGCAAAAUGGUCAACCCAAUGAAGCAGCCUCCAUUUAUAAGCGAAUGCAUCUUCUCGGUGUACGUCCUGAUUCGUACACCUUUCCCUUCGUCAUUAAGGCUUGUGCUGAGCUGCCUGAAUUCAAGGCUGCGGCUUCUACUACGCAUGCCCAGGUCGUGAAAUAUGGGAUGGAGUUUAUUGCAGUGAUAAGGACUGAAUUGAUGAUCAUGUAUGUCAUACUUGGAGAGGUAGGUUUAGCUGAUUUUUUGUUUAAGACCAUGGUUGAAAGAGAUUUAGUGGCAUGGAAUGCUUUCAUUGCAGCGUGUGCCCAAAAUGGAUAUGGUACUAAGGCUCUUGCUUUGUUCCGUGAAAUGGGGUCAACUGGAACUCGGCCAGAUGCUGUGACUUUGGUGAGUGCUCUAUCAGUUUGUGGCCAACUAGGGUACUCGGAUACUGGAGAGGAAAUUUAUCGUAUUGCGAGAGAAGAAGGGAUUGAUUGCAACAUAAUUGUUGAAAAUGCACGUCUAGACAUGCAUAUGAAGUGUGGUAAUAUUGACUUUGCGACCAAAUUGUUUGAGAAAAUUCCUCGCCGGAAUGUAAUUUCAUGGAGUACUAUGAUUUUAGGAUAUGCUAUUAAUGGGGAAAGUGCAAAGGCAUUAUCCUUGUUUUCUAGGAUGCAGAGAGAGGGAUUGCGGCCAAAUUAUGUUACGUAUCUAGGGGUUUUGACUGCCUGUAGCCAUGCUGGACUAGUGAGCCAGGGCUGGAGAUAUUUUAAUCGGAUGUCUCGGUCAGAUGAUGAAAGCAUCAAACCCAGGAAAGAACAUUAUGCUUGCAUGGUUGAUCUUCUUGGCCGAUCAGGACGUCUUGAAGAUGCGUAUAACUUCAUCAGAAGCAUGCCUAUUGAGCCAGACUCGGGAGUAUGGGGGGCUCUAUUGAGCGCCUGUGUUAUACACCAAAACGUGGAAUUGGGCCAACAUGCCGCGGAUCGUCUUUAUGAACUAGCUCCUGAUAUUGCUUCAUACCAGGUUCUAAUGUCCAAUAUGUAUGCAUCUGCUGGGAGGUGGGAUUUUGUUACUAAGGUGAGGCAGAGGAUGAGGAACAAGGGUGUCAGAAAAAUAGCUGCUUAUAGCUCAGUUGAGUUUAAUGGUGAUUUACAUGUUUUCUAUAAGGGAGAUAGUUCACAUCCACAGUCAAAGAUCAUAUAUGAAAAGUUGGAUUGCUUGAUUAAACAAAUGAAGAGUAUGGGUUACAGUUCAAAGACCAAUUCUGUGUUGCAUGAUGUGGAAUUGGAAGAGAAGGAACUAAUUCUCAGAACUCACAGUGAAAAGCUCGCCAUCGCGUUCGCUUUGAUUAAUGUAGGGCCUGAACGCCCCAUUAGAGUGAUAAAAAAUUUGAGAAUAUGCAAUGACUGCCAUACUUUCUCUAAAUUUGUCUCUCAAAUUUCAUUGAGAGAGAUAAUUAUGAGAGAUAAAAUUCGUUUUCAUCAUUUCAGGAAUGGGGUUUGUUCAUGUAAGGAUUUCUGGUAAUUGGCUAUGAGCAAUAACGAGUUUUCAAGCGGUAUAGGAAUCUAGACUCACUAUCCAUGUUUUCUGUUCCUGAAUGCCCCCACGCGUGGCGGUAAUUAGAGACAAACUACAGAUAAAGACAUCAAGGACACAAAAGAUGGCCAAAGAAUUACAUGUAACUAGAAAUCACGAUGUUUAGUAGCUCUCACAAAGCAUACCCUUGGUGAUAUUUCGCCUGCGCACCUUGAGUUCAUAUGGACUAGAAAAUCAUCCUAGUCAUCUUAUGAAAUAAGUACUCAUUUUCAUUGUAAGGAAAACUCUCAAUUCUUAGCUGUAUGCUAAUUGAGUCUUGGGACUCAGGCAUGUAUCAUUCUUUAAGAGGGAGGUUGAGGAAAUUAUUGAGAUGGUCAUACCCGCUGUUGUGAGCAACGGAUCUAUUGGUGAAUGUAAUUAUAGGCUACUCUUGCAUCAUUGCCAGCAAGCAAAACCCUGGAGUUGGACAGUGCCAAAAAUCUAUUAUUUUAAUAAAUCUCUCGCCUGCAUUCUGGACUUGGAUUUUCAUGAAUGAUCAAUCAACAUCGAAGAAGUCAACAGUCUGUAUCCUCUGUCUCAGACGCUAAUCAGAACUCAGAACUGUGAGAGCUUGGGGCUUUUCUGUGGCUAAAAGGAGCUGAACUUAAGGAGAAGUCAGUUCUAUCAAUCACAUGAGAUCAGGAUGCUUGUUAUUUGGUCGGACGAUGAGAAGAAACUGGUGCUGCUAUCCCGCUAGGAUGAGAUCUUAAUUUGUUCAGUGGACU
Messenger RNA from Neltuma alba, 2770 nucleotides. RefSeq names its product pentatricopeptide repeat-containing protein At2g01510, mitochondrial. The transcript has a single exon. Gene Ontology annotation, molecular function: RNA binding; protein binding; zinc ion binding. The coding region runs from base 144 to 1994 and encodes 616 amino acids. Lineage: Eukaryota; Viridiplantae; Streptophyta; Magnoliopsida; Fabales; Fabaceae. Gene Ontology annotation, biological process: RNA modification. The record is from RefSeq and is a predicted model, not a curated record.